This is a messenger RNA of Sphaeroforma arctica JP610, 402 nucleotides long. RefSeq lists its product as hypothetical. The transcript has a single exon. The coding region runs from base 1 to 402 and encodes 133 amino acids. The record is from RefSeq and is a predicted model, not a curated record. Lineage: Eukaryota; Ichthyosporea; Ichthyophonida.
AUGUUAAAAUUAGCUGACGAAAGGGAGAUUACGUGUCUAAACAUGGCCAUAAAUUUGAGGCUUACCCUCACUGAUCAAAGGACAACAGUUACAAAGGCGGUCGUCUGUAACACUUCGCCAGACUACGAUUUGAUAGUGGGGAUGGGGGAUUUGAUAUCGCUAAGUAUUACGGUUACCGGUUUACCAACGAACAGAGACCCACAGAAGGAUCAGUCAGAUGAUAAUUUGCUAAAGCCUGUGUAUAAGCCUCUUAGGACAGUGAGGGAGAUGAUACCUCAAUUCACGAAGAAGCUAAAGAAUCUUAUCUUUGAGAAUAACAAGAUCAAGAUUACCGACUGGGCUCAGUUCAAAUUCAACAAUGGAUACGUGGGUGUAAGAUUCGGUCUCUUACGGCGAUAUUAA